Messenger RNA from Caenorhabditis bovis, 1170 nucleotides. NCBI's taxonomy places the organism in Eukaryota, Metazoa, Nematoda, Chromadorea, Rhabditida, Rhabditidae. The record is from the annotation of a GenBank genome assembly.
AUGCAAUUGUCGAAUGGCGAUGAGUAUAUUGGUUGGACGCUUAUUGAGAGAAGAGUGCCGUUUCAGGGCUAUCGCACCUAUGUGGCGUCGACGUACAUCGGAUUUAAUGUCGUUGGAUUCGCCAUCAACUCGUGGGUACUGUAUGUCGUCGCUCCGUUGCUGUUCGCCCCAGCCAUCAAGGUGCCGAAAAGUAUACUUUUCUACAUUUUCGCAUUAUGCGUUGGCGAUCUGAUGACAAUGAUAGCCAUGUUGUUUCUAAUAAUCGAAUUGGUCAUUGGAACUUGGCAAUUCUCGUCAAUGAUUUGCACGUCGUAUUUGAUUUUGGACUCGAUGAACAAAUUCAUCGCACCAAUGAUUGUCUUCCUUAUUAGUCGAACUUGCUAUACUACCGUAUGUCUCGACAUGAAGCGCGGCGAGAAAGCGUCAACAUUAAGGUAUGCGAUAAUGCAAUUUUUGCUGGCCCUUGCGUGUGUUAUGGUUCUCCUCUGGCCGGUAUUCGCCUACUCGCAAGUGUUCACAUUUUACAUGAACGCGAACGCGACAAGUCAAGAAGUGAUGGUUAUGAGGAAGUGCGGAUUUUUUCCGCCGCCACGAAUUGAGUUUUGGUUCAAUUUGAUUGCCUGUAUAACCUCAUAUGCUGUUCCCUUAUUUGGCAUAAUUUAUUGGUAUGUUUCUGUUCCGUUCUUCUUGAAAAGAAGAGCUCUCACGACCCUGGUGGCUUCAAGCUCAAUGGAUGCCGCUCUUAAAAAAGUAAUUACUACCGUACUCCUGCUUACCGUAAUCUAUGUACUUUGCUGGACACCUUAUUGGGUUUCAAUGUUCGCCAAUCAUGUAUGGACCAUGGAGAAGAAAAUUAUAAUCAUCAUAUCCUACUUCAUCCAUUUGCUGCCCUACGUCAGUUGUGUUGCCUAUCCCUUGAUUUUCACGCUGUUGAAUCGCGGAAUUCGGUCAGCGCAUGCGAAAAUCGUAGCCGAUCAGCGGCGACGAUUCCGAAGUCUGACGGAUGAGGCGAGCUCUCAAAUUCGGACGGCAAUCCGGACCAUUCCCGUUGGCGGUGGACCUAAGCGAAAAUCCGAUAUGCUGAAUAGGCUCGAUGAGGCGAGCGUCUCCGACAAGGACAAUAUGGUGAACAUCUCGCUAUCUUCGUUCCCCGAAGAAACGCUUUUAUAA